AUGCAAGCCAUGCAAGCCUUUCCAAGCACCGCCUCUUCCUCCAUCGACAUCACACCACCCAGCAGCAAGGUCAAAACGCCGCGGGAUAGCAAGAGGCGAGCAACGCACUCGCAGAUCGAACGAAGAAGGAGGGAAAAGAUCAACGAGUGUCUGAUCACGCUUUGUCAAGUCAUUCCUGCUUGCGUGAGGGAGGUGCAAGGAAGAAGAAGGGCUGCUGCUGCUGCUGCUUCUGCUUCUCAUGAUGGUGAUGAUGAUGAUGAUGAUGGUCACAAUGCUUUGCAUCGAGGUGUCGCAGGUGCUGGUGCGGAUGGAGCGGGUGCGAUGGGGAGUGGAGAAAAGGCAAAGAGGAAAAGGGUGCGCAAACGUAAAGAGGGGAAAAAGAAUGAUGACAACAAGGAGGAAGAGCUGGGUCUGCACAAACUCGAAGUGCUUACGCACGCCAUUGACUACAUCUACGAGCUGCAAGCACGCAUCGCUGAGCUGGAGAGGAGAAUGAUGACAUCGCAUCCAUACCCAUCUCCAUCUCCAUAUCCAUCUGCCUCGCCCGCAUUCACCCAUUUCACCGCCACUCCUUCGCUCAUGAGCGCAUCGUCCACAGUUCUCACCUCCCCUAUCAUGUCCCUCUCCGCCGAAUCUCCUAUUCUGCGCAGAGGAAGCAGCAGCGGUAGCGGCAGCGGCAGCGGCAGCGGCAGCGGCAACGGUCUUGCGGCGUACAGCGUUAGCGGUAGCAGUGCGCAUUCAGCAGCUUACAAACACGAUGCGCGAAGACCGAGCACAUCGCAUGUCAACAUCAACGGUGCUACUCCCGUCUGGCCCAUGUUGCCCAGCUCCGUCUUGCCUCUUCCUCCUCCUGCUGCUGCUGCUGCUGCUGCUCAUUCCACCUCUGCCUACAGGCGCCACGACGAUGGGCGGACCAACAGAGAGACCAUCAAGACCUCCCCCUUCAUCAACGCUUCCACAACCUCCUCCGCCACAUCGCGGUCCACCAGCAUUUCGGCAUCCGCAUCCGCAUCCGCUCCCGCCUCUGCCACCUCUUCUCCCAAUUUCGAAGCCGUCGGAUCUCGCAAACGAUCCUCCACCCAUUUCCAGCCUCUAUCGUUCAACGACGGCUCGCGCGACGUCAAAUCUCGUCCCUCUUCCUCUUCGAGCCAACAAGAUGCGGCGGCGGCGGUCAGCGAUUCGAGGAGCAGGGCGGCCAGUUCCGCAGCUAUGCAAGUCCCCGCACCUGCGCUCAAGCAGACUCAAGCGACGCCUCGCACCUUGCUCAGGGGUCUCGCACCUUUACCUCUGGCACAGCGCACGAGCAGAGCGGAAGAUGCCGAACUCUUGUUGAGCUUCAGCACCAGUCCUGAUGCGCUCAGACCUGUGCAGAGCAGCGCGACGGACGUGAGCAGUCUUGGGAAUAGGCUCGGCGGCAGCAGCGGCAGCAGCACCUCUGCUUGCGCUUCUGGUCCUGGUGCUCAGAGCAGCAGGAGAUUGUCAACGACGACGACGUCGACGAGCUCGAGCAACGAGGGCUUUCUGCACCCCUCGGACGCUACCACUGCGACUGCGACUGCGACGAGUCCCGAAGCGCUCAGACCUGUCAGCAACGUCAGGCAACCGCCGCAUAGCCCCGCAUUGCCUCCACCGAGAGUCUCGGCAGAUUGA
This is a messenger RNA of Ceraceosorus guamensis, 1650 nucleotides long. RefSeq lists its product as hypothetical. Gene Ontology annotation, molecular function: protein dimerization activity; RNA polymerase II cis-regulatory region sequence-specific DNA binding; DNA-binding transcription factor activity, RNA polymerase II-specific. Gene Ontology annotation, biological process: regulation of transcription by RNA polymerase II. The record is from RefSeq and is a predicted model, not a curated record. Bases 1 to 1650 code for a protein of 549 amino acids. The transcript is spliced from 2 exons. NCBI's taxonomy places the organism in Eukaryota, Fungi, Basidiomycota, Exobasidiomycetes, Ceraceosorales, Ceraceosoraceae.